Molecule: messenger RNA, 1702 nt
Organism: Austrofundulus limnaeus
Lineage: Eukaryota; Metazoa; Chordata; Actinopteri; Cyprinodontiformes; Rivulidae
Gene: hnf4b
Product: hepatic nuclear factor 4, beta
Biological process (GO): regulation of DNA-templated transcription
Molecular function (GO): DNA-binding transcription factor activity; zinc ion binding; RNA polymerase II cis-regulatory region sequence-specific DNA binding
Source: RefSeq, a predicted model, not a curated record
GUGGGACAUCACAGAGGAAGCUUUGCAACACACCGCAAGAACGUCAGAAAGGACAUUUUAAAGAAGUCCACAAAGAAGAUUUCAGAAGAUUUGCAGAGGGAAACAAAGACAUUAGAUUAAUCUGUGAAGCAGACGAACUAAAGUGAAUAAAUGCUCUGACAGCUUACAAUUUGGAGGUUUCUAAUCAAACAGUCUUGAAAAUAAUCUCAUUGGAACCAUGAAGCUUGAUGGGAUGAUCUUUUUUGCAACAGACAAUGAACAUUUYAACAACUCAACAGGAAGACUACAGCAAACAAAUGCUACAGAUGCAACAGUGUCGGCAUCCGCCUCGUCGGUGCCUCAGGCUGAUGGAGGUGGGACUCAGUGUUUCAUCUGUGCAGACAGGGCCACAGGUAAACACUACGGUGCAUCCAGCUGUGAUGGCUGCAAGGGCUUCUUCAGGAGGAGCAUUCGCAACAACCACACGUACAACUGUAGGUUCAACAGGCAGUGUGUUGUGGACAAAGACAAAAGAAACCAGUGUCGUUACUGCAGACUGCGAAAAUGUUUCAAGGCUGGAAUGAAAAAAGAAGCUGUUCAGAAUGAGCGAGACUGCAUCAUCACUACCAGAGCAAAAGGACAAGCAGUCAGAACCCUGUCCAUCAGUGUGCUGCUGCAGGCUGAGGCCAGCGUGCAACAGUUCCCAGCACUGCCCUCAYCUCACAGUCACGGUAUCAGCACCAAGAAGAUCGCCUGUGUGGGAGACGUGUUUGAGUCAAUGAAGCAGCAACUCCUCCUGCUGGUGGAAUGGGCCAAACACAUCCCAGAGUUCUGUAGCCUUCAGAUUGAUGACAGGGUAACCCUGCUGCGAGCCCAUUCUGCAGAACAUCUUAUUCUAGGGGCAGCAAGGCGCUCACUGCCUUACAGUAAUGUCAUACUUCUAGGGAAUGACUUUGUGAUCCCUCUGAGAGGAGCAGAGUUAGAGGUGUCUCGAGUGGCUCUGAGGAUCCAAGAGGAGCUGGUCAAACCUCUCAGGGAGCUGGACAUCACAAACAAAGAGUUUGCUUGCCUCAGAGCCAUUGUUUUCUUCUCCCCAGACUGUCCGGGGCUCGAGAACCCUCAGGUGAUAAGACAACUGCGUCUCCAGUCCCACGUUCUGCUCGAAGAAUCCACCUGCGGGCAGCGAGGAAGACUGGGGGAACUUCUCCUCAUCCUCCCUCCCCUGCAGAGUGUUGCCUGGCAGAUGGUGGAGACACUCCACUUGGCGCAGCUGCUUGGUGAAGCCAGGAUGGACAGCCUUCUGCAGGAGAUGCUGCUGGGGGAGGGAACCAAAACAGAGCCAUGUAGAGAUGAUGACUUGACUCAAGACCAUGAAAGUAAGCUAAGAGCUUCCCCUGCUAACUUCUCCUUUGGACUCAAUUUAGCAUGUGAGCAUGCACACUUUCACCAGAAUACAGGAAAACGAGCRUCCCGUACGGAACACUUCAAUUAGGUUGAAAAAACGGGAAAUCCCGGCCAAAAUGUCUUUCAGUGAUGACGAAGUUUUAAAAGGAGCGUUUUGAGGCUGCAGGCGUGCUUUUUCAUGAUUUUAAAAAUAAAAGUGAGAUUGUGGCUACUAUUAAGACGAGCAGUUGUCCAGGAUGGAUUUGUGUCCAAAUUCAUGUCUGUGUUUCUGCUGGACGGCUCUGGUGUUGAAAAUGAGGUUUUGACUCUGCAAAAUGAC